Messenger RNA from Scatophagus argus, 4440 nucleotides. Its product is annotated as mitogen-activated protein kinase kinase kinase kinase 3-like. Gene Ontology annotation, biological process: protein phosphorylation. Gene Ontology annotation, molecular function: MAP kinase kinase kinase kinase activity; ATP binding. The record is from RefSeq and is a predicted model, not a curated record. NCBI's taxonomy places the organism in Eukaryota, Metazoa, Chordata, Actinopteri, Scatophagidae. The transcript is spliced from 34 exons. The coding region runs from base 633 to 3389 and encodes 918 amino acids.
UUGAGUCUUAUUGUGGAAAACAGAAACAGGAAGUGGAGAUAUGGUAUCGCAGCGUGUGAUUUGACAGUGUGGCGUUGGGUGUGGACUCUCUCCCCUGCUGUUUGCCUGUGUCUCUCUGUUCACAGCUCUGCACACCGACACUGAUUACUAAUGAUGAUGAUGAUUAUGUAAGAAUGAAGGGUCAAACUCAUGCAGCGUUCACGUGUGUUUGGAAUGCAGCAGUGGCAGCAUUCAGAACGUAAAGCCGCACCGUGCUGCCUUCAAGGUCUCUUCACAGUCAUGUGCAGAAUAGUUAAUGUGGUCAAAUGUUUGUUUCUCAGACAGCAGCAGUUUAGCCACACAGAAUGUCACCGCUGUUACCGCUUUGUUCAGCCAAGUGUGACACACACCAGGUUUGCAGAAAUUAACAGAGAGCAAACAAAGUUUUCAAAAAUGUUCAUAGAGUUUGUUCUUCAAAAGUCCCACUAUCCAUAAAGGUAUCUUCAUCCUCACAGUCAGUCCCAGCGCGCAUGCGCAGGAUUCGCGGAAGAAGUCAUGUUAGAGUUGUGUUGACGGCGUCUGUUCUGUGUCCGUUAGCCCGGGUCGGUCCGGGUCAAAGUGUUCGACUUGCUUGGGUCUGAACAGUCGGGAAGAUGAGCUGCUGUCCGGACAUCUCCCGCAGGAACCCGCAGGACGACUUCCAGCUGAUCCAGCGGGUCGGCAGCGGGACGUACGGUGACGUCUACAAGGCGAGGAGCGUCAGCACUGGCGAACUGGCGGCCAUCAAGAUCGUCAAACUGGAGCCAGGUGAGGACUUUGUGGUGGUGCAGCAGGAGAUCCUGAUGAUGAAAGACUGUAAACACUCCAACAUCGUGGCGUACUACGGCAGCUACCUCCGCAGGGAGAAGUUGUGGAUCUGUAUGGAGUUCUGUGGAGGAGGAUCACUGCAGGACAUCUACCACAUUACUGGUCCACUGACUGAGUCCCAGAUCGCUUACGUCCUGCGGGAAACACUGCAGGGACUCUUCUACCUGCACAGCAGAGGAAAGAUGCACAGAGACAUUAAGGGAGCAAACAUCCUGCUGACUGAUAACGGAUACGUCAAACUGGCGGACUUUGGUGUGUCAGCUCAGAUCACCAUGACCAUCGCCAAGAGGAAAUCCUUCAUCGGGACUCCAUAUUGGAUGGCUCCAGAGGUGGCAGCGGUGGAGAGGAAGGGUGGAUACAACCAACUCUGUGACAUCUGGGCCGUCGGCAUCACCGCCAUUGAACUGGCGGAGCUGCAGCCGCCCAUGUUCGACCUCCACCCAAUGAGAGCUCUGCUGAUGAUGACCAAAAGUAACUUUCAGCCUCCCAAACUGAAAGACAAAAUUAAGUGGACUGGAAACUUCCACCAGUUUGUAAAAAUCACUCUGACCAAGAACCCCAAAAAACGACCUGCUGCUGACAAACUUCUGCAGCACCCCUUUGUCUCCCAACCUCUCAGUCGUACUCUGGCCAUUGAGCUGCUGGAGAAAGUCAGUAACCCGGACCAAACACCCUACCAGGAGCAGCUGGACCACCUGGACGAUGACGAGGCCGAUGCAGAGGUUGUCUCCGUCCCUCAGAGGAUCCCAUCCGGAAACACCCGAGAAGGAAAAACUCUGUCUGAGAUCAACUUUGAUCAGAUAAAGUUUGAUCCUCCUCUGAGGAAAGAGACUGAAGCUCACCAUGAGGAGUCAGACUCUGACCGUUUCCUGGACUGUGAGGAGGAACUCUACUACACUGCAAGAUCCAAUCUGGAGCUGCAAAUGGAGGAUGAAGAUGCUGCUGCAGCAGGAUCCCUCAGGGGAAACAGGAGCCUGCUGAAGUCUGUGGAGGACGAGCUCAACCAAAGGGGUCAUGAGACUCACCUGGAUGACAAGGCCCCAGGUGAGGAUGCAGAUGACCCAGAGGAUGAUGACAUCUGUGUCCUAGGAUGGGAUGAAGAUGACCUUUCGGGUGUCUCUGAUGCUGCAGAUCACCAUGACAACCAUGAUGGAGAUGACAUGCAGCAAGUAAAAGACUCAACCCUGCGGCCUGGAGCUCAUCCCCCUCAGGAUGGCCCUCUGCUCCCUGACCACAAUCACCACAGCGACCAGGACCAGGGUACCAUAAAGUGUCAUCCUCUGUCAGAAAGUCCUACCCGUUCACCCAUCCAAGGUCCGCCCAGACCGCCGCCCCCUAAACUGCCCCCCCACAGACUCUGCAGUCUGGGGAACGUCCUGUCCUCAGAUCAGCAGCCUGCGACGCCACCUGCUGGCCACAGCUGGAGAGACAAGAAGGAGCCUCCAAAACCGGUCAGCAACGGACUCCCACCUACACCGAAAGUCCAUAUGGGAGCUUGUUUCUCAAAGGUUUUUAAUGGAUGCCCUCUGAAGAUUCACUCUGCUGCUUCCUGGAUCAACCCCGACACCCGAGAUCAGUACCUGAUCUUUGGAGCUGAGGAGGGAAUUUACACUCUGAACCUGAACGAGCUGCAUGAAAACUGCAUGGAACAGCUGUUUCCUCGCAGGUGUACCUGGGUUUAUGUGAUGAACAACACGCUCAUCUCCAUCUCAGGUAAAACCUCUCACCUAUGCUGCCACAGUCUGGUUGGUCUCUUCGAUCAGGCUCGACACAAACAGAAGCUCAGCGUCUCCAUCCCGACUCACCGUCUGCCUGAACGCAUCCUGCCAAGGAAAUUUUCCAUCUCCAGUAAGAUUCCCGACACUAAAGGCUGUCUGAGAUGCUGUGUAGUGAGAAACCCCUAUACAGGUCAUAAGUACCUGGGCGGAGCCUUCCAAUCAGGUGUGAUCCUGCUGGAGUGGGUGGAGCCGAUGCAGAAGUUCAUGCUGGUCAAGAAUGUCGACUUCCAGCCUCCAUGUCCUCUUGAGGUUUUGGAGCUCCUUGUCAUCCCGGAGCAGCCGUACCCGCUGAUCUGUGUUGGCCUGAGCAAAGGAACUGAACUCAAUCAGCCCAUCAGCUUCCAGACGCUUGACCCAAACUCCUCCACCCCCACUACCCCUGACACAGAAAACCCUCAGAGUUGUGUGAUCCACAUCACUCAGCUGGAGAGAGACACUGUCCUGGUCUGUCUGGACCGUUGUAUAAAGAUUGUAAACCUACAAGGGAAACUUAAGUCCAGUAAGAAGCUGUCGGCUGAGCUCACCUUCAACUUCCAGAUUGAGGCAAUUGUGUGUUUACAGGACAGUGUUUUGGCCUUCUGGAGACAUGGCAUGCAGGGGCGGAGUUUCAGAUCAAAUGAGGUCACUCAAGAGGUCAGUGACUUCAGCAGGAUGUUCCGCCUGCUGGGCUCCGACAGGGUGGUGGUUCUGGAGAGCAGAGCGACAGAUAACCCGACUGAACACAGUAACCUGUACAUACUCACCGGACACGAGAACAGCUACUGAGAGCAGUAGCAGUUGACCCAUCUAGGACCAAACCAGGACCAAACCAGUUACAAUUAACAGUCUGGUAUUGUAUGACUGUGGUCCACAACUAGAUCGUUUUUGCUUCCCUACUAUCACAUUUCAAAAGAACCAGGACCAAGCCAGGUUCUGUACUGUUACUAAUCGUCUGCUCUUCAGUGUUCACCAAAGUACUCAACCAAUAAUGGUCACUAUUCAAGUAACGUCUACCAUCAUGCAUUACAGCAGACCUGAAUAGUUUCCAACACUGAGUGAACACGUAUAGAGCCUGUCAGCUGGUCCAGACGGACUGACCCACAGUAGGUUAGGACCAGGAAACAUGAAGCAGGACUAGACCGAGAACCUGACUGAACAGUUCAGAUGUCAGGUGUCAUGUGACAGAAAGGUCCAGAACCAGAAUCCAGAUCUCUGUGGACCAAUGGUUGAUCCAGUUACUGAAACUCUAAUGUCAGUGAAUCAAUGGAUCAGUGAACUGAGACAAAGUGUCAGAACUGUAAAUAGAUUUUUAUACUGUAGUUUAUUUUGUACUUAUACAGUAUAACUGUAUUUGUAUUGUGUCUGUUUGAGAUCUGUGUGAUGCUGUCCUCAUGUGACACCGCAGUCAUUGUAGAAGCAGAGAAAACAGAAUGACCUGAAGUUUAGUUUUACACCCACUGCAAACUAAAUGUCUUCAUGGGUCCAAAUGUUGAGGAUGAUAUCCAAAACAAACUGAUGGAAAACCUGAAUGUGAACCUGUAGAGACCUUAGGUUGAUUAUCUGCUGAAAGCUGAACUUGAUGUUGACUUUGGAGGGAGAAGUUGGGAGGUUUUCUAAUUCACGUCAAGAAAUCUGAGUUUGAUCACAGCUCAAACAGGAAACAUGAGAUGUGACCCUGCAGAUGAGGGUCACAUGACCAGCAGAGAAACCUGCAGUCAUCAGGCUGGUUUUCAGGAACCUUGUUAGCUUGUCUGUUUUUAUUGUCACCUCAUGAGUAUUCAUGUAUCCCUUUAAAACCAUACAAGGAUCCUUUCAAAAUAAGACUCUUUUCAAAUUA